Messenger RNA from Humulus lupulus (European hop), 2589 nucleotides. RefSeq names its product ureide permease 3-like. The transcript has 14 exons. Gene Ontology annotation, biological process: nitrogen compound transport. Bases 1894 to 2334 code for a protein of 146 amino acids. Gene Ontology annotation, cellular component: membrane. Gene Ontology annotation, molecular function: allantoin:proton symporter activity; uracil:monoatomic cation symporter activity. Lineage: Eukaryota; Viridiplantae; Streptophyta; Magnoliopsida; Rosales; Cannabaceae. The record is from RefSeq and is a predicted model, not a curated record.
AGUUUGUUAUUGGUGUUUUGUUUUAAAAUUAUUAUAUAAUGGUUUUUUUUAUUGAUGUAGUAGCACGGAGGAAUACUGGAAAAGGCAGGAUGCAGUUCAAGUUAUGGCUCAAAUUUAGUAGAACUUCUACUAUUAAUAAUUAUUUUUCAGUCUUGAAAAAUGACAAUCCCUCAUUUUUUUUCUUCAACAACUAAUUUGGGAUAGACUUGGACUUGGAGGGGAAGUUAACGUGGGGAGCUAGAGCAGCAGGAUUCCAAGGUUGUAACUUGGUGGUUGGUUUGAUGGACUUGUGAUUUUUGAACUUUUCCUCACAGAGAUGAGGCUUGAGGAUGCUGAGAGGAGCAUGGACUAGAUCAAGCUGCAGCUAGCUUUGGGCUUUAGUCGAAAUUUUCUGCAGGUUCCACUUCUAUAGUUCUCCGAGAUGGUUUCAUGACAGGGUUGCAAGCAAAAUGAUUCCUGAUAAAUGUAGAAUGAUGUUUACUAGCAUCAUAAACACAUAAAUCUAAGGAGGUCAUUCAUGUUUUUGCUACUGAGCAAACCAAGAAUGAAGAAUUAACUAAUUAUUAGCCAUUUCUUCAAUAGUAGGGUGCAACUUUUUAUGUAAACAUUUUUUGAUGCAUAAUAAAGUGCUACUGGAUAAUCUAGAGUUGGACCUUUCAAAACAAUGUAUCCAUUUAUUCUUGGUGUUGUGAAAGGGGAGGCAGUUGUGAGCAAUAGACAUAGAGUUGAUUUGUUCAUAGAAGAAUUAUCCAGAGACUUUUUGGAUUCCAGGAGAAGAAGGAAAAUGAUAAAUUUAAUGAGAAUUUGAGCAUAAAUGAAAAUAGAGAAUCAGAAGAAGAAGAUGAAGAAGUAGAGGAGCUUAAUAAUAAUAAUAAUUUAUUUGCUGGUAGUUACUGGUUUUGCCAUUGUUUAUUGUUCAAUAUAUGCAGUUAAAAGAGAAACAUCUGGAGAAAGGGUAACCGAAAGGCAGAGCAGCCCCUAAAGGUAUGCUACUUCUAAUCAGCAGGUGCAUAUUCUUCAACUUUGCUUAGUUUUGCUGAUUUUAAUGUGCUAGAAAUUUUGGCUUAACCUAUUUUUCUGUUUCUGCUCAAUCCAUGGUAUUCUUUUUUUUUCUUUUUCAAUACUUUAUGACUUAUUGUUCUCUUUCUACAUAUGAGUUCUCCAAAAUUUAUGAGCUUCAUACCAUUUAAAUUCAUAUUAUAAUGUUGAUGGGAUAUACACUAACGUGGAUGAGCCAUAAGCUGAGGGUUUAUUGGGUGGUAGAUGAAGCGCUCUAGUGCAGUGGAGCUAUGCUUCAGGAUUGGCUUUUAUUUCUCUCAUCACUGAUCCUAGGCAUACUGAUUGAAAUUGAAGUUCACACCUUGGUGACCUUGACUUGUAAUCAAUUUGGCUUCUUUCCUGAGAUACCAACAGUUACAUGUGGGCCAUUGAUUUUUUGCAGUGUUUCUUAGCUAUCAGCUUCAAUGCUACAACUGUUGUCAGUGUUCAGAAACUUUUGAUCGCAAGAUCUCUUCAAAGAUCUUAGGACAUGGGUUUUUUAUUUUCAUGGAGCUUGGUUGUUUAACAAUGGAGGUUGGGCUCACUUGGCCUAGUCCAAGGACCUUGGACUUCUAAUUUUCAUGGAGCUUGGUUGUUUCUAUAUAUGGAGUUGGGGUUUACUUGGUAUAGUCUAAGGACUUGGAAAAGUUGCAUGAGGCUGAUAGUUUGGACAAUCACAUUACAUUUCAGUUCGACCUGAUUUGGUAGUGAGUGAAGAUGGGUUUUUCUAUAUGCCUUCUGCUAUCGGCCCCCUUCCGAGUCCAAGCAUUUGUAUUGAAAGAGUCAUUGGGUUCUGCAGCAAUACCUGUUAGAAACUCUCCAUCCACUACCAUUGCAAGAAGAUCUCCAUCCUAAAUGAGACUGGGAAAUUUAUGCAAGGAUAAUUGGCCUUCUAUGAUGUUUGCAAUGGCAGGAGGGAUGGUACUUAGCCUUGGAAAUCUCUCAACUCAGUAUGCUUGGGCUUUUGUUGGCUUAUCAGUCAUAGAAGUGAUCACUGCAAGCAUAACAGUUGUUAUAGGAACAACCUCGAAUUACUUUUUAGACAAUAGAAUUAAUAGAGCCGAGAUCCUUUUCCCUGGCGUUGGCUGCUUCUUGGUUACAGUUUUCCUUGCUUCUACUGUCUACUCAUCUAAUGCAACUGAUAAUAAAGAAAAGCUUGAAGGUUUUUCAUCUAAAGAGGGGUGUUUGGGAAAAACACUCUCAUUGGACUGUCCAUAUGUUUCUUUGCUGGUGUUUGCUUUUCUCUAUUCUCACCAGCAUUCAACUUGGCAACAAAUGAUCAAUGGCAUACAUUGAAAGAUGGGGUUCCUCACUUGGUUGUCUACACUGCAUUCUUUUACUUCUCAGUAUCUUGUUUUGUCCUUGCUAUAAUCCUCACAUCACAUUCCUUUACUACCCUGUGCUGGACUUUACCAAAAUCAUCAUUCAAGGCUUAUAUGUUGAAUAUUUAAGACUACUUGAAUACUUUAAGAACAUUUUGUUGUUGAAGACAGUGUUGAAUGUUUUAAACUAAUUUGUGGAUUGUUAAUAUAAUGUUGAAUGUUUUUACUA